CGGAUGACGGAGGGCCAGUUGUGAUCGGGAUGCCGAUCGUAUUUGCCUCUGCCUCUGCGUCAGCCGAGGCCUGCGAGGUAUAUAAGGUUCGAAUUAUUGUGCCGUUUCUCAACCGCGCACUCGUACAUUCCUGUCCCAACACUUCUAUUUCUCACAUCGCUAUCACCCCUUCAUUGCAAUAUGGGUCACUUCCGCCGCUCAGUUCUUGGUGGACUCGCGGUCGGGAUCGUCGCGCAGUCCGUGAUGGCAGGGCCGUACACCAUCGCCCAGACCAACGUCGGGUCUGAUUUUUUCAACAACUUCCAGUGGGAGAACAUAUCGGACCCCACGAACGGUCGAGUUGAGUACGUGACCAAGGAGACCGCGCAGGCGAAGAACCUCACCUACGCCACGGAGGAUUCGUUCGUCAUGCGCGCCGACUCUACGACAAACCUUACCGCGGAUGGGCCGGGGAGGAUGAGCAACCGUAUCAAGAGUAAUGCCCAGUACAACACUCACGUUGCUGUCUUCGACAUUCGCCACAUGCCUCAGGGCUGCGGCACAUGGCCGGCAGUGUGGGAGGCAGACGAUACCGUUGGAGCCGCCAGUGGUGAAAUCGACAUCCUUGAGGGUGUGAACGACCUCGCGCCCAACAGUGUCACUCUGCACACUGAAGGCAACUGCACUGUGCCCAGCAACCGCACGCAGCUGGGGACGCCACUGUCAAACGAUUGCAGCGAUACCGCUGACAUCGGAAACGGCAACAAUGGAUGUUCGGUGGACGCUCCGUACACUUCGUCCUACGGCCCGGUAUUCAACUCUAACGGUGGCGGAUAUUACGCUAUGGAGCGUACGUCGCAGUUCAUCCGUGUGUGGUUCUGGGCGCGCAAUCAGGACGGCAUUCCGUCGGACAUUACGGGGGGCGCGAGCAGCGUUGACACUGAUAACUGGGGAACACCGAUUGCAUACUUCCCAGACGACAACUGCGACAUCAACAAAGUUUUCGGCAACAAUAACAUCGUUAUUGAUCUUACAUUUUGCGGAAACUGGGCAGGCGCAGACUUCACCGAGAUUGGCUGCGGCUCGGACUGCAUUCUUGUGAACGAGAAUCCGUCGGCCUUUUCCGAUGCCUACUGGGACUUUGCUGCCGUGCGUGUGUACGAGGGGUCAUCCAGUUGAAUGGUGGCUGCCAAAAUGCAGUCUUCGCGACUGUCAGGACGAGAUCGUUAGCGCUUGGGGUUUGAUGGAGUGGAACGGAACUAUCACGCACAACUUAACAUUCAACUUAGAUCCUACAAAUGUACACACAUUCUGUUAUCCAAUUUUUAUUCACUC
Molecule: messenger RNA, 1314 nt
Organism: Fomitopsis serialis
Lineage: Eukaryota; Fungi; Basidiomycota; Agaricomycetes; Polyporales; Fomitopsidaceae
Product: putative beta-glucanase from glycoside hydrolase family GH16
Exons: 6
Coding region: 181-1158 (325 amino acids)
Biological process (GO): glucan catabolic process
Molecular function (GO): hydrolase activity, hydrolyzing O-glycosyl compounds
Source: RefSeq, a predicted model, not a curated record